UAUUUAAAGGACGGACCAGAAGACGUUUCAUGGAAUGUAGAAUGCAAAGAUUUUUUAUUUCAAGAGAAUUUUAUGUUCAUAAGGGGCUCUCCAAAGUAUUUCGAACAACUGCAUAUCUACAAAUAGUCUUAUCUUGCAAAUUUAUCAUCGGUUCGAAUGCGAGACUGUCAAAAAAGCAGGCAACGGUCCCAGUCCAACCGGUUAUUACAAAAUCUGCAAAAAGGAGACAGGUCUGCCAGCUCAUAUUGGACCAGUUUGAACAACAGUACACCAAGGAACUGGGCCCAUUAUGGCUCUCUGCAAGGGCUGUGUUGCUGAACCCUCAGUGCUGGCAGUACGGCGUCAUGCUCAACCGAUUUACUUCAGUGGCAGACAUCACACGGAUCCUCAAGUUGCAAGGCUUCACCAGCAUACUACCCAGCUCAGUUAUCUACACCCCGGACCCUGUUGAUACCCACACACCACAACCAGACACCCAUCCUUCAUCGAUACUCUCGACCAAUCAGUCUCUUCCCUCUCAGAAUUCGCCUGUCCCCAUUCCAAAGCAUAACUCAGAGCCCAGCUCUCACCACCAACCCCCCCCUAUGCCUUGUGCGGACCCAGGCCCUCAGCCCUCUCCAUCCCCCCAUCCCCCUCCUGUCCCCUCCCUGCAGUGCCUGAUCCACACCUCCCCAGUACGGUUUCCCUCCCAGAGUCACAGGCCGGGCCAGUUGAAGCAGUACUACCUUCUCAAUGCAGCCUCCCUCCUCCCGGUGCUGGCUCUGGGGGUGAGGGAUGGGGACAGAGUUCUGGAUCUCUGCUCAGCCCCUGGAGGAAAAGCACUUGCCAUCCUGCAGACUGCUAACCCAGCUCUUUUGUGUUGUAAUGAGGUGGAUCCUAACAGGAGGGAUUGGCUUCUUAAAACCCUGGAGUCCUUUCUUCCUCACUCGCUAAGCAACACAGUCACUGUCUGCAACCUAGAUGGUCGCACAUUUGGGGAAAGUCAGCCUGGAAUGUAUGACAAGGUGUUGGUCGACUCUCCGUGCUCUAAUGACCGUAGUUGGCUGUUUUCCACCCUGAGCCAGCAGGGGGCGUCCAGGCUGAGAGAGAGGAGGAACCUACCCAGCCUUCAGAAAGCUCUGCUCAGGUCAGCUCUUCAAGCAGUGCGUCCAGGGGGUGUGGUUGUGUACUCCACAUGUACUCUGUCCCGUGCUGAGAAUCAGGAAGUGGUGGAGGCCGUCCUAUCGUCUGUUCCGGGGGCGGAAACUGAUGAUCUGGAGGAGGAGCUGGUACUCCCACUCUCAGACCACUUUACCUUUGCUCCGCCUGUUCACGCCCCCAGUGGUAUUCUAGUAGUCCCUCAUCCGGGCAAGACCUGGGGGCCCAUGUUUGUGUCACGCAUCAAGAGGACACACUGAACCUAAGUAGAAAAUGGUGUCACCCAGCCAACACAUCAUACAUGUUUAUUCAUGAUGUACAACAUGAUGUACAAUGAUGGUAAUUGUUCUAUGCAUCUGUGAAAGCAUUUAUUUAUUAUAAGGUUAAGACAAUCUCCAAGGUUAUUUUGGGGGAAAUAUUUGUCAAUUAAAGAGUUGUGGAAAGCAACCAUUAUACAAUUUGAUGGGUUCGGGAUGUCUAGAAAAGUCUGUGCCAGCACAUCACACCUGAGGAAGGUAGAGCAGGUUUACCUGACCUGACCUGAACAAACAAAGCUAAAGCACUAAACAGGCAGACCGGUUCAAACUAAAUUGUACAUGAGUAUACCAGACUACACUAAACAAAACUAAAGCAGGCAGACCAGUCUAGACCAGGCCAUAAACACUGUAAAGGAAAAUGAAGGGAUGUUGAUUUGUCAAGUCAUGCACGACACCCUUUUUAAUCACCGCCCAGUUCAUUCACCCAGGAAAUGAAUAGUCAUAUUCAGACCUCUUGCAGGGGACGCUUUCACCAGUGUGAAUCAAAUGUGAAACCAGGUUUCUUCAAGUGAUUGCAGUGCGAGUUAGAUGACUGCUGGACUGGGAAAUGGCCUUGGCAGCUUCGGCGCUCGCAUCACAGUUGACAUUUAGAACCUCCCUCUCAUCUCUGCUGCUUAAUAAUGUCAAAACCUGUUACCAGCAAUGCCUUCUGGGGGAGAAAGAGCUUUUUCUAGUCGUUGGGCAGUUUGUGGGCAUUAUACAAUAUGUCUACUGUGUCAUGACCUCAGAAAGGCUAAUUGAUGUUGGUUUAGAACACCUCCACUGAACUACAGUCAUGUCCAAAAACUGAG
Messenger RNA from Hypomesus transpacificus, 2245 nucleotides. It is a transcript of the gene nsun3, whose product is annotated as NOP2/Sun RNA methyltransferase 3. Gene Ontology annotation, cellular component: mitochondrial large ribosomal subunit. The transcript has 6 exons. The record is from RefSeq and is a predicted model, not a curated record. Gene Ontology annotation, molecular function: methyltransferase activity. NCBI's taxonomy places the organism in Eukaryota, Metazoa, Chordata, Actinopteri, Osmeriformes, Osmeridae. Gene Ontology annotation, biological process: rRNA methylation. Bases 30 to 1397 code for a protein of 455 amino acids.